Messenger RNA from Thlaspi arvense, 828 nucleotides. The record is from the annotation of a GenBank genome assembly. NCBI's taxonomy places the organism in Eukaryota, Viridiplantae, Streptophyta, Magnoliopsida, Brassicales, Brassicaceae.
AUGUGUGGGAAACUGAUGAGCUUGGAGAUGGGAAGACCCAAUUAUGCGCUAGAGAUUGCCACUCAUAAUGAUUUUGGUUGCAUGAAUAUACAUUUUGUGCUUCUAGUUAGCCGGCAAGGAAAAGUAAGGCUCACCAAGUGGUAUUCGCCUUAUACACAAAAGGAAAGAUCUAAGGUCAUACGCGAACUCAGCGGCGUAAUUCUGAACCGAGGUCCCAAGCUCUGCAAUUUUAUCGAAUGGAGAGGAUACAAGGUUGUCUACAAAAGAUAUGCAAGCCUGUACUUCUGCAUGUGCAUUGAUGAGGCGGACAACGAGUUAGAGGUACUGGAGAUUAUUCAUCACUACGUCGAGAUUCUUGACCGUUACUUUGGCAGUGUGUGUGAACUCGAUUUGAUUUUUAACUUCCACAAGGCGUAUUAUAUAUUGGAUGAGCUGUUGAUCGCCGGUGAGCUUCAAGAGUCGAGCAAGAAAAUAGUGGCGAGGAUCAUAUCAGCUCAGGAUCAAUUGGUGGAGGCUGCGAAAGAGGAGGCUAGUUCCAUUAGUAAUAUAAUUGCUCAGGCGACCAAGUAGUUUCACUCUUCUCCUGCUCUUACGCAAUGUUUAAACAUGGUUAAUGGUUUUAAUAUUUCCUGAUAAAUUCUCUUCUAAAUCUCACACUUUUUGGUUUUUUUUUUUUUUUUUCAUGUCAUGUGUAUUAUUUGUCUGGUUUAUAAGUAAUAUGAUCGUUGUUGGUUUUAUAUAAGUCGUGAUUGUUUAUACUGAUCCGAUUUCUUAAACCCGAGUUGAGAAAUCCAAUGCUCCCCGGUUCGUUUAUCCCAAUUGUACCAA